AUGGAUUACUACCAACAGGCCCGACCACCAGCUUCCGCUGGCCAGCCCACUCAUCAGUACGUCCAGUAUUCUGCACAGGCAGGAGCUACUUCAUCACAAAUGUAUUAUCAACAGCAGCCAAUCGGCCACCAACCUCAGCAACCGCCAAGUUAUCAAUUUCCAAUACAAGCAGCUUCAGGAACAGCAAAUAUGGACUAUAGCCACAGCCUGGGUGCCACUCAACAAUCGGGAAUAUCCGGUUCGCAUAAUCACAGUCAACAUCAGCAAGGUGCUGUGAUGGGACAAGCGGUGCAACCCCGACGUGGAGUUUCGCAGCGCAGUGGACCUCCACCUGUGGACUCAGCAACACCAAUUCAAAAUGCGUCACAUAUGCGUCUGUCACCUCAACAAGAAUUGCCUCUUCGUAUUGUAAUCGACUCAAAACAUGUUGGAGCGAUUAUCGGAACAGGUGGGAAUAAUGUGCGAGAAAUCACAAAGGAGUCCAAAGCUCGUGUUGUUGUUGAUGUGCACCGCACUGUCAAAGAUCAGCAAGGGCAUAGCGAAAAAAUAAUAUCAAUCCUCGGUCAUUUGGAAAAUUGUUCAAAAGCGUGCGUGAAGAUUUUGGAGGUUGUUCAACGUGAAAAUGAGAAGGACGAAACUAAAGACAACAAUGAGGUUGAGCUAAAAAUUAGAGCUCACAAUCAGCUAGUUGGACGUCUCAUUGGAAAACAAGGCGCCACUAUUAAGAAGAUCAUGCAGGAUACUGGCACAACUAUUUAUGUUUCGAACGAACAGACUUCUCGAGCUGUUGAAUUAACCUCUGUGGGUUGUUUAAUGCCGCCUUUCCCAGACGCUCUACUUUCAAUGGAGCGCACAAUUACUGUUAAAGGACCAAGCAUUGAAGUUGUAUCUGGUGCGGAACAAAGGAUUUCCGCCAGACUACGGCAAAGUUACGAGACUGAUCUUCAGCACAGAAUGUCGUUUACUGGUAUUCCAACCAUGCCUGGCAUGAUUCAUCCUAUUGGAGACGCAUACACAGCUCUAGCGGCUUCAACGAUGCGUCCAAUCGGUGGACCAAUGUGCGGUGUUGGAGGUCGUGCCGACAUUCCAAAAACGACCCGAAUGUGGGUUCCCAAUUCAAUGGUUGGGGCCAUUAUUGGUAGCAAGGGAAGCAAUAUUCGUAACAUAAUACGGACCUCUGGUGCUAAUGUGCGAAUAGAAGGAGGUGGCGAACGCAAAGAUGCUGAGCGAAAGGAGGAAGCAGAAAAGAAGGAAGAACCUGCAAAAGAUACAGAAUCUCAUUGUGAAGAAGAAAAAGCGCAUUCUGAAGUUCUUGAAGAGCGGCGGAGUGAUGACGGAGAGCGUUUAGUUACAAUUACUGGCAAUGAUGCGCAGCAAUAUCGGGCGCAAUUUUUGAUAUUCAAUCGUGUUGCUGAGCAAUCACAGCACCUUAUCGAUGAGGUAAAACUGCGAACAGAGUUGACGGUUCCCUCUCGGCUUGUAGGGAGAAUCAUUGGAAAAGGCGGGCAGAAUGUCAGAGAAUUGCAGCGCAUUACAGGAGCUUCAGUUAAAAUCCCCGAAGAUGAGCCGAAAGUAGCUGAUCUAACCUUCUCAGAAGUACCAAAAGAAGGUUCAACUUCUCCCUCUCCAAAUGACAGUGGUACAGUGGUGCGAAUCGUGGGAAAUUUCUUGGCCACACAAAGCGUACAAGUUCGUAUAGGACAACUCAUCUCUGAUUUCCAGCGCGCCACCAAUCUGCAUGUUUGUGACAGCGGUUCCGUGGUGGGCGUUCUUGCAAUUACGUUGGACGUAGCGUCUGUUGAUAUAUCUUUUGGGGAUAUUUAUUCAUUCGUGCGCACAGUCCCGAUUGUGAACUAA
Messenger RNA from Angiostrongylus costaricensis, 1857 nucleotides. The record is from the annotation of a GenBank genome assembly. NCBI's taxonomy places the organism in Eukaryota, Metazoa, Nematoda, Chromadorea, Rhabditida, Metastrongylidae.